Messenger RNA from Lachancea fermentati, 450 nucleotides. The record is from the annotation of a GenBank genome assembly. Lineage: Eukaryota; Fungi; Ascomycota; Saccharomycetes; Saccharomycetales; Saccharomycetaceae.
AUGCUCUCAAUCUCCACGGAAAUCGAAAUAAAUUGCGCCCCUUCACAAGUGCGGGCAACUCUCCUCGAUUUUGAUAAUCAUCCUCAAUGGAACCCUUUUUUUCAGUCGAUUCGAGUCUUGAAAGGCGAUCCCUCAGAUAUCAAGCAGGGCGAUCAGCUUGAGGUGAUCAUGCAAAGUAGCGGAGGAGGCAGCCCGAUGACUUUCAAGCCAACUGUUCUCCGCAACGACGCUGAGCGCUUUGAGUGGAAGGGCGUCCUUUGGAGCGAUUGGAUUUUUGCCGGCAAGCACUCUUUUGAGUUCAUUGAUCUCGAUGGGGGCCAAAGAACUCGGCUGAUUCAGAGCGAGCAGUUCACAGGGUCGCUUAUGUUCGCGCUCAAGUAUUUCCUUCGCGACACGCCCAAGGACUUCGAUGCCCUCAACGCCGCACUUAAAGAGACUUGCGAAAAAUAG